Messenger RNA from Cucumis melo (muskmelon), 1302 nucleotides. RefSeq names its product aspartic proteinase CDR1-like. The record is from RefSeq and is a predicted model, not a curated record. Bases 1 to 1302 code for a protein of 433 amino acids. Gene Ontology annotation, cellular component: extracellular region. The transcript has 2 exons. NCBI's taxonomy places the organism in Eukaryota, Viridiplantae, Streptophyta, Magnoliopsida, Cucurbitales, Cucurbitaceae. Gene Ontology annotation, biological process: proteolysis. Gene Ontology annotation, molecular function: aspartic-type endopeptidase activity.
AUGGCACCCAUUUUCUCUAUUCUUUUCUUAAUCUCCACAGCCGUCUUCUCCGCCACCACCGCCCGUGACUAUGGCUUCACCGUCGAACUCAUCCAUCGUGACUCCACGAAAUCCCCUAUGUACAACUCAUCAGAGACUCACUACGACCGCAUUGCUAACGCCCUCCGCCGUUCAAUCAACCGUAACAAGGCUGUACUGACGUCAGACACGGCGGAGGCUCCCAUUUACAACAACGGAGGCGAAUACCUAGUUGAAAUAUCCAUCGGAACGCCGCCCUUUUCGAUUCUUGCUGUUGCUGACACGGGCAGUGACGUUAUUUGGACCCAAUGCGAACCAUGCUCAAAUUGUUACCAACAAAGCGCGCCGAUGUUUGACCCAAGUAAAUCGGCUACUUACAAAAACGUGCCGUGUUCCUCGCCGGUUUGCUCGUAUUCAGGCGAUGGUAGUUCAUGUUCCGAUGAUUCUGAGUGUUUAUACUCGAUUGCUUACGGCGAUAAGUCCCACAGCGAUGGAAACCUUGCCGUUGAUACCGUUACUAUGCAGUCCACCUCUGGCCGUCCCGUGGCGUUUCCUCGUACUGUUAUUGGUUGUGGCCAUGACAAUGCUGGUACGUUCAAUGCCAAUGUUUCUGGCAUUGUUGGUCUCGGCCGUGGUCCGGCUUCACUUGUCACACAGUUGGGUCCCGCUACCGGUGGAAAAUUCUCUUAUUGUUUAAUGCCGAUCGGUAACGCUUCUAUGGAGGACUCCACCAAACUUAACUUUGGUUCCAAUGCCGAUGUGUCUGGCUCUGGCGCCGUCUCAACCCCUAUUUAUACUAGCGAUCAGUACAAAACUUUCUACUCGCUCAAGCUAGAAGCUGUGAGUGUAGGGGACAACAAAUUUGAUUUCCCAGAAGUCUCCUCAAAAUUGGGUGGAGAAGCGAAUAUCAUUAUCGACUCUGGCACGACGCUUACUUACCUCCCAUCCGAUUUAAUGAGCAACUUUGGCUCGGCAAUUGCCGACUCCAUAAACCUUCCGCGUGCGGAAGACCCGAGCCAAUUUUUGGAUUAUUGCUUCUCGACCACCACCGACGACUAUGAAGUCCCAUCGGUUACUAUGCACUUUGAAGGCGCAGAUGUGCCACUCCAACGAGAAAACAUGUUCAUUAGGUUGUCAGAAGACACUAUUUGCUUGGCCUUCGGGGCUUUUUCGGAUGACAAUAUCUUUAUCUAUGGCAACAUUGCACAGAGCAACUUCUUGGUUGGUUAUGAUAUCAAGAACUUGGCCGUUUCUUUCCAGCCGGCGGAUUGCAAUGCCAUGUGA